AUGACGUCCACACUCGACGACGAGGAUUUGUCGCUGUCGAUCAAGAACGACGGCCGACGACCUUCCAAGGACAAUGUCGAGCCGUACCAAGCGCCUGCACAAGGCACACCCGUCGCACGCACACCGCAACCGCAACCGCAACCGCAUCCGCAACCGCAUCCGCAACCGCAACCGAACCCGAAGACCUUACCUGCCCGCCUGGGACAAUACAAUGUCAUCAAGACGCUGGGCGAGGGCUCGUUUGGUAAGGUCAAACUUGCGACCCACGUCGUCACAGGCCAAAAGGUGGCUCUGAAGAUCAUCUCGCGACGGAAACUGGUGACCAGAGACAUGGCGGGUCGCAUUGAGCGCGAGAUCCAGUACCUUCAGCUGCUGCGACAUCCGCACAUCAUCAAGCUCUACACCGUCAUCACCACACAACAGGAUAUCGUCAUGGUGCUCGAGUAUGCUGGUGGAGAGUUGUUCGACUACAUCGUGCAGAACGGCAAGAUGCCCGAAGACAAGGCGAGGAAGUUCUUUCAGCAGAUAGUAUGUGCUGUCGAGUACUGCCAUCGCCACAAGAUCGUGCAUCGAGAUCUGAAGCCGGAGAAUCUGUUGCUGGAUGAUCAGUUGAACGUCAAGAUUGCCGAUUUCGGUCUGAGCAACAUCAUGACGGAUGGCAACUUCUUGAAGACGAGCUGUGGAAGUCCAAACUAUGCCGCACCAGAGGUUAUCAGCGGUAAGCUAUACGCUGGACCCGAAGUCGACGUUUGGAGUUGUGGUGUCAUCCUUUACGUGCUGCUGUGUGGUCGGUUGCCAUUCGACGACGAGUACAUCCCGGCGCUAUUCAAGAAGAUUGCGCAGGGCAACUACAUUGUGCCGCAGUUUCUUUCGCCCGGAGCGAUCAACCUCAUCAGACGGAUGUUGCAGGUCAACCCGGUGAACAGAAUGACGAUCCAGGACAUUAGGAACGAUCCCUGGUUCAGGCAUGAUCUUGCAGACUACCUGAAGCCACCUGUUGAAGACUUCCUGGACACGGGCGUCAAUCCGAACAAGGCGAUUGACCCGCAUGCUCUCGCUCCUGGCAAACCAGCCGCCAUUCAGGAGAAGCUGCACACAGAUGUCACCUCGAAGCUCAGCAAGACCAUGGGAUAUGCGCCAGACGAUGUGCAAGAAGCUCUCUCCAAGGACGAGCCAAGCGCGAUCAAGGAUGCAUAUCUUAUCGUGCGAGAGAACCACCUGAUGAGGAUCAACCCGUCCAUGCAGGAAGCACAACCAGAGUUUGGCAAGUCUCCUCCAGCGUUUGACGGCAAGACUGGCAGCCUGCCAUUCAGAAACUCAUCUAUAGCGAUGAGGGGUAGCCCGAGGGCGGCGCGCCCACCGACAUCACCUUUAGGCACUGGGGCGGACCACCCUCGGCACGGCUCUACGAGCUCAUCGAUACUUGAGUCGCGAUCACCCGCAUCAACAGUCGCCAUCCUGCCGUCAUCGCUGCCUGAUUAUCAUGCUGCGUACAUGAAGGGACAGAUCAACAAAUCGUCCUCGCCGACGAACGCACAAGAUGACGAUGGAAAGCCGAGAACGAAAGAGGAACAAGAAGCCACCGCGCGCCGUCUCAAGCCGCACAGUAGAAGCUCGGCAAACUUACAUAGACAACCGCACGAGAAGCCAGAGCCGCUGACGAGUAUGCCGGACGGUGGCAAGCAUGCAAAGAAGCAGAAACCCACAAAGUGGCAGUUUGGCAUUCGUAGCCGCAACUCUCCUUCGGAAGCCAUGUUGGCCAUCUACAGAGCGCUCCAGAAGAUGGGCGCUCAGUGGGAAGUGCCCAGACUGAAGGAGCCUGGCGACCCUGGUAGCGGGGAAGCUAGUCCCGAGCGUCGAGAUGAGCGAGAGCGGGAGCGUAGCAACAGUCCAGAGUACAGUGAUUCCGAUCCUGGCUCUGGCACUGACCCCGAGUACGCCACUCACGAAGAACAAGAGCGCCGACGUGCCAGAAGACGAAAUCGUUCGGACAUUCGAGGUCGCGAACGCUACGGCCGCUACAACGAUUGGGGCUAUGCCAUACCUGAAGAUCCGUGGGUUAUCAACGCACGGUUCAAGAAGGAGGGCAUGUUCCCAGCUGGCGUUCCUCAUCCUGCUUCGGCGCACAGCUCGCAAGUCGACCUCAGCACGAGGAGAACCAGCUCAGUCCACAUGACGUCUGGAGUUUCUAGCGCAGCAGGCAGCGCCGAGAACAUCUCAGCCACGGGUCCAGGAACAGCAACCAGCAGCAAAGCCAACUCCGUCUACAGCGGCAGUACCGCCAAUGACGCCUUCACAGCCAAAGCUGAAGAGAACGUCUGGGUCUACGUCACGAUUCAGCUAUACGCGAUCGAGAAAGACUUUUACCUCGUGGACUUCAAGUGUGCCGGCUAUGAGAGACUGGUGAAGCGUUUUGCGCGCGAAGUCAUGGGCAGCAAUGAGAGCGAUGUGAUUCAACGAGACAACGCUGGUGAUGAGUACACGUCUGAUGAUUUUGAGGAGGAUAUGAAUGGCGACCAGUUGAUUGGCGCAGGCCGCACUGAGGGCGAGAAGGAUAUUACGAGUCCCUUCCCGUUCCUUGAUGUCGCGAGCCGACUGAUAAUACAGCUGGCCGAGGCGAAUGAUUGA
Molecule: messenger RNA, 2628 nt
Organism: Fulvia fulva
Lineage: Eukaryota; Fungi; Ascomycota; Dothideomycetes; Mycosphaerellales; Mycosphaerellaceae
Product: Sucrose non-fermenting protein kinase 1
Exons: 1
Coding region: 1-2628 (875 amino acids)
Biological process (GO): intracellular signal transduction; protein phosphorylation
Cellular component (GO): cytoplasm
Molecular function (GO): protein serine/threonine kinase activity; ATP binding
Source: RefSeq, a predicted model, not a curated record